Cicer arietinum (chickpea) is the source of this 1685-nucleotide messenger RNA. RefSeq names its product putative ETHYLENE INSENSITIVE 3-like 4 protein. Gene Ontology annotation, molecular function: DNA-binding transcription factor activity; DNA binding. Lineage: Eukaryota; Viridiplantae; Streptophyta; Magnoliopsida; Fabales; Fabaceae. The record is from RefSeq and is a predicted model, not a curated record. Gene Ontology annotation, cellular component: nucleus.
AAAUCUCAUUGCAUCUAUCUUAAGUACUAUUAAAAACACCUCUGCAGAAGAAGAAUUCACAGAUAUCAUGGUGAAGAUAACUGAAGAAAUCGAUCCCUUCGAUCAAGAAGAAGAAGAAGAAAUUGACUAUGAUCAACUAAAGAAGCGCAUGUGGAAGGACAAAAUCCUACUACAGAAACUAAAGGAAAAAGGAAAAAAAGAAGAAAACCAACAAGCAAAAGAUGAAGCAUCAAGAAGGAAAAAGAUGUCAAGAGCACAAGAUUCAAUCCUCAAGUACAUGAUGAAGAUCAUGACAAUAUGUAAAGCUAAAGGUUUCGUCUAUGGCAUCGUCCCUGAAAAGGGUAAGCCAGUAACAGGUUCAUCAGAAAGCUUACGUGAAUGGUGGAAAGAACAAGUCAAAUUCAGCCAAAAUGCACCAGCUGCAGUUUCAAAAUACUUACCACUCCUUGAAGAAAAUCAUGAGUUAUUAGAAUUAGAUCCAAUUUCAUACAUGCAUCUUCUUUAUGACUUGCAAGAUACUACUUUAGGUUCUCUUCUUUCAGCUCUAAUGCAACAUUGUGUUCCACCACAAAGAAGAUUUCCUCUUGAAAGAGGUUUAGCUCCUCCUUGGUGGCCUAAUGGAACAGAACAAUGGUGGGGUCAACAAGGUCUUUUGGCACAAGAACAUGGCCCACCACCUUAUAAAAAGCCUCAUGAUUUGAAAAAGGCUUGGAAAGUUUCUGUCUUGGCUGCAAUUAUCAAACACUUGUCUCCUAAUGUGGAUAAAGUUAGAAAGUUGGUGACUCAAUCCAAGACUUUGCAAGAUAAGAUGACAGCAAAAGAUAGUGCAACUUGGUGUAAAGUUAUGAACCAAGAAGAAGCUUUGAUUCAACUCACUAAUAGGUGUCUUAAGAUAUCAGAACACGAUGAUGGAAAAAACCAAGGUGAAAGCUCUAGUAGUAGUAGUAGUAUACAUGUUUUGAAUGAGUUGGUAGAAUGUGGAAGUAAUGAGAAGAGAAAGAGUGAGUUUGAUUUAGAUGUUGAUUUUGAUUUUGAGAAGUUAUAUUCAUAUCAAUAUUCUGAGUGUCCACAAAGUGAAUUGUGCAUGGGAUUUACAAACAAAAGUUCAAGGGUGAACCACGAAUCACUCUGUGCUUACAGAACAGAACAAGAACAUGUUCCUUUCCAAGAUUAUUUGUCAGAUGAUUGGAUGAAUAUGGAUAUAACAGGGGCUGAUAAUCAGAAACAUGAUCAUAGUAAUAUAGUUGGGAAUGUGAAUGAGUUGGGAGAGAUUGUGGAGAGAACAGUAGAAGAUUAUGGUGGCUUUUGGAUACAUGGCAUGCAACAAGAUCUUGAAUUGCACAUGGGAGUGGACAUGAAAAGAGAUAACGUGGAUUUGAAUCAAAAUCCAGAACAAGAGACCACACUAAGUCAUGAAGAAACCUCAAUUUGGGAUUUGACAUACAAUUAAGUUUUUUUGCCUCAACGAUGAACUCGGAUCAUUUGCUGUCAUUCAGAACACAAUGAGAUUUAGCUGGACGGCUGCAGAUUAUCCGAGACCAGUUUGCAUGUUGAUAUGCUUUCUUUGUACUAAUUAGUUAGAUAGAAAACAAAUGUUUAAAUAAAAAGGGACUGUCUCCCAAUAUGUAACUCAUGUGAUAUUUAACUUAUACAAAUUAAUACUAUAAUUUUUUUUCUCUUGAUUU